This is a messenger RNA of Paramecium tetraurelia, 1884 nucleotides long. RefSeq lists its product as uncharacterized. Gene Ontology annotation, biological process: mRNA splicing, via spliceosome. NCBI's taxonomy places the organism in Eukaryota, Ciliophora, Oligohymenophorea, Peniculida, Parameciidae. The transcript has 4 exons. The record is from RefSeq and is a predicted model, not a curated record. Gene Ontology annotation, cellular component: nucleus. Gene Ontology annotation, molecular function: RNA binding.
AUGGAUUUUCAUCAUAAAAAUAAUGAGAAAAAUAAUAAGUAUGUGAAUGAAAAGUCUAAUUAUGAUCGAAAUGAAAAGCAUAAUGAAAGAAAUAAUGAUCGUAACAAUGAAAGAAAUAACGAAAGAAAUGAUAGAUAUGAUAAUAAAAAUGACAGAAAAAGAAAGGAUCGUCAUUAGAAGAGAAAAAAUAGAAAAUAUUCAUCAUCAAGUUUGUCAAGACCGUCAUCUUCAGUUUCUGUUUCUGUUUCCUAAUCUGAAUCAUCAUCAAGUUCAGAAAAAGUGCCUCGAUAUAGGCCCAAAAAUCAUGAUAAUAUGGUAUUACUGUUGGAGAACUUACCUGAAAACUUAACAAAGUAAUAAUUGGAUAGUGCAUUUAAUGAAGCAGCAAUGGAAGCUAAUGUAAUUCCUCAUGAGGAAAUAUCUAUAAUUAAUGCAUUUGGGUAGGCAUAUAUAAAAUAUUGUACUGUUGAUUAUGCAAGAAAAGUUUUAAUUUACUUAAAAGGUAAAAUAUCAAUAGGUGAACAUACACUUAAUGUUGAUUUCUAUGAUGAUACUAGUGGUAGAUAGAGAAGAAAUAGACAUGAAUUAAAAAAUAGUUUAAUUAAUUAGCCUCCUACAAGUUAUGAUUGGAUAUGUGAUAAAUGUGGUUAUGAGAAUUUUGCCAAAAGACACAAAUGCAAUAAAUGUUUAAAUCCAAGAAAUAUAAAUUGUAAGAUAUUGAGUGUCAUGAUGGCUCCUACUACUGGAUUCACUGAUGAUUCCCUCUGCAAUACUAGCUUAAUGAUCAAAGCAAAAUCCAUAGCUGAUGCAACAGAUAGUGAUAUUUUGGAUAUUUUUGCUCCUCUUGCAGCUGUUAAAGAUAUUAGAUUGGUCAAAAAUAAAGUACCAAAGGAUCCAAGAAUGAAAGAAUAAAAGGAUUUUGCUUUUGUUGAAUUCUUUAGUGUUGAAGACGCGGAGAAUGUUUAUAGAUAUGUUACUUAAAAUGAAGUCAGACUUCAUGGUGACUAACUGAUAAUCUAGUAUUCCAGAAAUAACAGAGCUUCACGAUAUGAAGACCACUAAAAACCAUUUGGAUUCUAUCCAAAUAACUAAUUUGUGAUGUAACAACAAGGGCCAUUACAACCAUAGAUUCCAUCAUAACAGUCAUAAUAACCAUAGGAUAUUAUUCAAUAACAACAAUAACCUCAAAUUUAAAUACCCAUUCCAAUACAAAUGUAAAUGCCAAUACCUCCUCCUAUUUCAAUUCAUUAAAUCCCUUAAAUUCCACCUCUCCCAUACAACCAACCAACAUAAACUCAACCUAUUCCAUAAUUACCAAUCUAAAUGUCAGAAGUCUCUAUUGUGUAGCCAAUUAUUUAAGCUCCGUAUUAAGCUGCCUAAUUGGCUUAAGAGAGAAUCAUAUUGAAAUAAGAACAAAAACUUACUUUAUCGACUCCUCCUAUGAAUCUAAUGUCUACACUUCUACCCAAAAUUCAUAAUCCGAAACCAUAAUAAUAGUAGUUACCAAUUCAAUAAUAAUCUUAAUAAUAAAAGAAAUAAUAAAAUGUUGAAGAGACAGAAGAAGAUGUAAAAUCAGAUAAAGAGGAUGAUCAGCCAUCUACUCUACCUACAAAAACUAUAAAUAAAGUACAGCCUCAAUUAACUGAAGCCUAAAUAAGGAAAAAAGCGGAAUUGGAAUUAAAAAAAUGGGAAAAAUUAUAACAAACAAAAAAACCAGAAGUUAAAGUUGCUCCUUUGAAACCUAUUAUAAAUCAAGUAGAAGCGUAAACUAGAUUGAUUUUGUAUAUUUGUCCAAUCUGCAGAAGAAAAUUCCCAAGUGAAGAAGUAAUGAAUUAUCAUUCUCUCAACUCCGAGAUGCAUAAGUAAAAACUAUUAUCAAUUUGA